AAUCCCAGGCAGCGUUUAAUUGCAGAGUGCAAAGGCUUUAGUUUGGGCUAAUGAGCUCAGUGCAGGAGCUGGGACUCUUUCACGCACUCUCUGAGAGACAGAAACCCAUAUGGAGUCCUUUACCGGAGGAGCCUCACAAGGCGGCUGGAUUUUAGGUAGAGAGGAGAGAAGAAAUUCAUAAAUUCAGGUACAGCCGAGUAUGUGAGAGAAUAUACCAGAGGCAGGAGACGGAGUAAGAGGUGGAGAAAGAGAGGAGAGCGGGAGAGGGGAGGGGAGGAAACGGGAAAUACACAGUCACACAGAGAGAGAGAGAGAGAGAGAGAGAGAGAGAGAGACUGGAAGCCUGCAGCAGCAAAUGAGACAGAACAACGAGGCGGGAGAGGUAGAAAGAGAGACUGAGAGGGAGGGAGGUGGAGAGGGGCCCUGUCUAGGAGAGAGGGCUACAGGGUGAGGAAGAAGGAGUGGAGAAAAAGUUGGAAGAAGUAGGAGACAGAGGGUCCGGGGAAAGAAAAGAACGGGUGCAGAGAUUAACAACUCCAGUACAGGAGAGGAGAAGAAGGGAAACAACAGACAGGAAGGAAGGGGAGGGAGAAGUCUUGGGUAGAGAGCAGGAAAAAAAAGAGCUGAAGAAAAGUUUUCUUCUGGGAAGACGCAGAUGAGGAAAACAGAGCGAGUGAAUGACUGGGCUAGAGAGAGCAGAGAGGGGAGGAAACCGAUUGUUUUCUAAGGCGUUUUCCACACAAGCCUCUGGACUUCUUUGGACAUGUACACAGACGGUGCACAAACAACGGGACACCACCGAUUUCUUCAGCACAUCAACACCAACGCCCCCUGCUCCUGCCAGCACUGCGUCCACUAUGAGGCGUCCGGCCACCACGGUGGGCUGGGAUACCAAUCAGCAUCAGCCAGACAGACAGACCACCCAUCUCUGGACUGUAGGAGAGACAUCCAGGCUCCUCGGGUUAAAGAUGUAGGAGGGAGAGCUUUCGCAGUGAACAGAGCUGAGAGAAGCGGUCAUCGCAGCCCACAGAGGAGGCCUGUGUUCACAGGGCCAGGCCCUUACAGUCAGUCAGACGACUUGAGCCAAGUUUGCCCCUGGGAGUUGAACCCUGCCCAGUGGACCUACCCGCCGGAGCCUGGGGUGAGACACUACCCGUCUGUCAGAGAACAGUGUGGCUGUGUGGUGCGCAGCGACACCAGGGCACCCCCCUUUAACGCUGGGAUACCACAUCCUCUCCCCCAUCUUCAGGUCAAAGGUCAAGGGUACAGGCACAGGAGGACUAUCAGGUAUGUCUCUGUGGAUGAGGAGGAAGAAAGUUAUGGAUGCACCCCUGAGAACUAUCAUUCGGAGCCACACGACCCCCAUCUGGGUCAUUUACACAUGCCAAAUGGGCAUUGUGGACCAAGGCUUGUGUUCUUUGAGGGAGGGGAGGAAAGAGAUAGCCAUCAGGACCAGGGAAGACCAAAGGGUGGAUCAGAGGAGGGCUGUAACGGACGCGUAGGUUCUCACAAAGGCUUCUUCCCCACUGAAGUCCCACAAAAACACUUCAACCAAAGCAGACAGAAGGGGCCGUGCGUCCCACCCUCUGGCAUCACCAGUCCGGAGCCCUCAAAACCAACAACCAACAGCGACCACCAGCACCAGGGUUCGGAGGUGGUGAAGCAGAAGAGGAGGCAGGGUUCGGUGAGGGAUCAGAUCAGACAAGUGGUGACAGAUCUGGAGGAUGUGUUGGGGGGUUUGAAGCAAGUUCACGUGGAGAUGAAAGAGGUGGUUCAGCAGAUUGAUCGUCUCACAGCCAGAAUCGACAUCAGCGAGGAGGCACCCUGCAUCACUCAGGGGUCGUACAGCAACUUUCAUGGCUCAACUCAUCCAGGAGACCUCAUAGUGGCCCCGCUGCCAGCUCACAAGCCUGCCCCGGUCCAGGUGUUGCAACACAUCGACGAAGACCGCAUCAUUUUAAGAACUAACUCCCCCUCCCCUGUUCACAUGGCAUCAGUUGUCAAAACAAGCCGUUUUACCCCAACCAACCACAGUAAGGACAUGAACCACGAAAGGCCGGGUGUAAACGGUCACCCACCUCACCUGUAUCCCUCCAGAGAGUCCAACCACAUCAGCCAAACUCAUCCUGAGCCCCACCCACAGAGCCUAGACCCCAAGGUCAUUAUUGGUAACAGCACGUCCAAUUCAAGAACUCAGAAGCCUCCUCUGUACCCUCAAAACGGGCGCUGUGGGAAGGGCCCUUACCCGCCUCCCAAGCCUGUAAGGACCCCUGUGUACCCUGGGAGAGGCUGCCAGAGCACCAGCAUGGUGUGAAGGAGGGGGGGUGGUCUGCCCCAGUGCCAUGGGGGCCUGAAACAUGAGACCCUGCUGCAGCGAGUGGAGGUCAGAGUGGGACCAGGCAGGGAAACAACUCAUGGAGCUGAUGCCACUGAGACAAGCUGUCGGCCAGCGGAGACAGAGCACGGCCUGAAGGUGGGGAUAUUUCCAAAGGGAAAACUACCCCAAGAGUCGAACCUGUGACUCACACAAUCACAGAAGCAUGGAGGAGUGGCAGUCAAACCUCUCUGAGAAUUUAUGCUUUUGCUGUUUCGGGUGAGGUAGUGGCAAAUAUUAAGAAGGAUAAACUAUGAACUCCUAUUCAACAACCACCAAUAGAAAGCUAAAGGUACGUUUUCAUGUCAGUGUUAAUUUAUUUGAUACUAUUUUUUUAUUGCAGAUAAUUCUAUUUUCAGGCAGCUUACACCAGUCUGCAUACUACCUAACCUAAUGUAUGCUAUAUCAAAAUUUAUAUCAUCUAAACUAUUAUACAGAUAUUUUACAAUGCAAGUGAUUAGACUGUAGUCUCACUGUGACAGAUAUGCUACAGUAUGUAAGAAGAAUAAUCACUAAGGAGAGAGGCAAGUUGGGGAGGCAGAGCAGAGAUUAACAGAGAUUCCUCACCCCUUUCUCACACAAAUCAAUCUGACGUCUCAAUUAUCUAACUCUAAGAGACACUGCAUUGAAUGCAUCGCUGAAUGUCCCACAUUUCAAUAUGAAAUAAAAGAACUGACGCCAGUAUUUCAUUGCCGCUGACUCUUGGAAAUUAUUUAUGAAUUCACUGAUUCUGAUCGAAGUAUCCCAAAAGGUUGUGGAAGUUGUGGAAAUCCUUCUCGGCCUGAUCUGGAGAUGGCUGUGUGAGAUUUUUCUUGGCCUUAUUCUGUCAGGGUUUCCCGGGCCAGCCAGGCCAACGUCUGUGUCUUUGUUUGUUUAAAUCUUGUCUGAGACUUUCACCACUCUGCUCUCACAAGCUCCUGCUGCUAUCACACCACACCACUUCCCCUCUGGACAGCUAGUAUAAUCUAUACACACGACAAAACAUCCCUCACUUUCUGUCUCUUUUUCUGUGAUAGGGGCGGAUGGUGACAGAUGGAGGAUGACACAUGCAAACUGUUAACCAUCCUGGCCACUUUGUCAUUCGCUGUCUGCAGCCUAUAGCAGUUAUAGAGUAAUUGUGUUAUAAUGGCGAGAGAGAGGUGAGGUUGUGAAGAGUCGAUAAUCCGCUUAAGGUUAGACAGAGGGGCAAGAUCACGCCAGAUGCCAUUAUUACUUGUCAAGAGCAACAUUCAAAACAAAUAAUGUUUUGUUCUUGGCACCAUCUGGAUCCUAUUGUAUCAUGAUUAGAUGACAGUAUUGACUAGGGCUGCGAGAAUUAGUUCAAUUAUCGAUUUAUCUGUCCAUUAAUUUUUUAAAAAUGGAGGCUGGUAGGAGAGGUUUCUUGUAAGGGUCCUAAAUUAUAAAA
Molecule: messenger RNA, 3779 nt
Organism: Epinephelus fuscoguttatus (brown-marbled grouper)
Lineage: Eukaryota; Metazoa; Chordata; Actinopteri; Perciformes; Serranidae
Exons: 3
Coding region: 764-2314 (516 amino acids)
Biological process (GO): positive regulation of translation; positive regulation of cell size
Source: RefSeq, a predicted model, not a curated record